Molecule: messenger RNA, 3082 nt
Organism: Ictalurus furcatus (blue catfish)
Lineage: Eukaryota; Metazoa; Chordata; Actinopteri; Siluriformes; Ictaluridae
Gene: igsf11
Product: immunoglobulin superfamily member 11
Exons: 7
Coding region: 451-1776 (441 amino acids)
Biological process (GO): homophilic cell-cell adhesion
Cellular component (GO): cell-cell junction
Molecular function (GO): ionotropic glutamate receptor binding
Source: RefSeq, a predicted model, not a curated record
GUCAGGACGCACGGUCAUGCACUGUCUCGCGCUCUGACCCGGAGCUCACGCGCGUGGUUUCCUCCAGUUUCUCGCGGUGGUAUGAAUAACAGUAGUAGUAAUAGUAAUCAUUAUUAUAAUGAAUAAUAAAUAGUUUCUCCUGCGGCGGACAUGCGCGGAGCAAACGGAGCAAAAAUAAAAGAAGCUGCGGACAGAAGGAGGAGAAUGUCGGUAAUCCGUUAGACACGGAAUGCAAAGAAAGAGGAGCGCGUGCAGACAAGUGGCGCAGAAAUGCAGCGGUGUGACAUGUUCUUUGUGGUCCUAGAAUGAAAAAUAGUGUUCUAUGACAAAGACUUGAUUGAUGCAUUGUGUGUCAUCUCCACCCGAGAAACUCCGGACGCACUGAUUUGCCAGAAAUAAUCAAAUACAAUUCAAAAGAAAUUACAGAAAGAAAAACCAAAUCCAGGAACGAUGCUGAACACACACAAUUUAUGGAUUGCAUGGCUCGCGCUCUUGUGCAUGGAAGUGUGUGUGCGCUCGCUGGAGGUGACGGUCAGCCAGAGCAGCGUGCAGGUGGCCAGAGGCCAAGCGGCCAUCUUGCCCUGCACUUUCACCACCAGCGCCGCCCUCAACAAUUUGUACAUCAUCUGGAUGGUGACGCCGCUGGCCAACGCCAACCAACCUGAGCAGGUGAUUAUUUAUCAGGGCGGUCAGGUCUUCAGCCUUGCUAACCGUAUGAACAAUCGUGUGGGUUUUGUGGCCACGAUGCCCAGCACCAGUGCCUCCAUCUUCAUCAACAACACACAGUUGGCGGACACGGGGACGUACCAGUGCCUCGUCAACAACCUGCCCGACCGCGGGGGGCGCAACAUCGGCGUCAUCGGCCUCACCGUGCUCGUCCCUCCAUCUUUACCCGUGUGUCGUAUUCAGGGUUCUCUCGACGUCGGCAGUGAUGUCACGCUGCUCUGUGGUUCCGAAGAGGGAAUUCCGACGCCAACGUACUCAUGGGAGAAACUCGACUCCGUGCCCAAACUCCCUCUCGGUGCCAUGCAUGAUCAGAUGCAGGGCACGGUGAGUCUGAAGAACAUCAGCGUGGGGACGUCGGGUGUGUACCAGUGCACCGCCUCCAACGCCAUCGGCACCAGCACGUGUCAACUCAACCUGCAGGUGGUGACACCUCAGCCCCAGAGCGUCGGUCUCAUCGCUGGAACCGUCGUCUCCGGUGUCCUCGCGGCGGUGAUUUUCGCCCUGCUGGUGAUCGUCACGCUUUUCUACUGGAGGAACAAAAACCGCUACGAAGACGACGACAUCCCCAAUGAAAUCAGAGAGGACGAUCUUCCUCCAAAGAGGUCUUCGUCGGUGAAGGCGUUCCAGGCGGACGCCUCGUCCUCGGAGAACGACACGCUCACCUCCACCAACACCUACAACAGCCGUUACUGGCACAACGCCAAAGCCAGCUACGACGCCAACUCCUACACUCGCUACGAUGGGCAAAGCUUCACAACUGGGGGCGGGACUGGUGGGGGAGUGGGCGGAGCCUACGCAAACGGUGGGCACACUCUCCCAGCUCCCAAGACUCUGGUGGUCACCGCCAAUUCUGCGCCCAUUGUGACGCGCAGCAACGGUUCGCUGAGUCAUCGAGCUCCACCAGCCACACCCCCACCUCCUUCUGGCUCCGCCCCCACACACGUGCCGAGCCGCACACAUUCGUACGCAGUGAGCCAGGCAGUGCUGGAGCGCAUGGGCGCCGUGCCCGUCAUGGUUCCCGCUCAGAGCAGGGCGGGUUCUCUGGUCUAACACCAACCCGAGAUGGACAAACUGAAUUUUUACAAUUCUUUAUACAAAUGAUGCCAUCUCUUUUUUUUUUUUUCCAUUAAUGAACUACUGAUUUUACUCUGUGAGGGGUUUUUUUUCUACAUUAGCAAAUUUGCAAUAAUAAUAAUAAUAAUAAUAAUAAUAAUAAUAAUAAUAAUAAUAAUAAUGGCUGUCUGGGAAUCAGGAGGACGGCGUACACAGCUUUGGGAACGUUUUGGGAGAACAUUUGGAAUGUGUCCUUGAUGACAUGCGUGUGCAUCUCGAUUGCACAAUAACGUCAAUUUUCAGCCGCCAUUUUUAAUUACAUUGACGCUUAGCUUGUUGACUCGGGCCACCUUUUCAGAUUUUGAAGCAAUAGUCAUAAAAUUUUACCGUAAAACACAACACUAAAACGAUGUCAUUAUAUUACCAGUAUAAACAAAAUGGAGUUCCAGAAAUCCACAUGUACAGCUGGGGGUGUAAAUAAGAGAUGUGAAACAAAAGGGGAUAAUAAACUUUUGAUUUUAGUUGCUUUUGAUUUACAAAGUAAUGUUUGCGGUUUUGUUUCUUUGUUUUUUAGUUGUUUUCUUUUUGUUUUGUUUUUGUUCGGACAAUAAGUUGUGACAAAAUACAAAAAGAAUCCGGCCAAAUUUGGACUAAUUAGAGGAAUCAUCGGCAUUUUAAACAUUUAGAAUAAUUAGCGUUUGUUUAAGCAUAAAGAUUACAAGGUUAAGGUUGGCGUUCGUACUUCGUAUUUCACAACAUCGAAACUCGACCGUUUGGCUCCUCGUUCGUUAAAAUGUGCCUGAAUUUGCAAGUUGGAAACGAUCGCUUCAUUGUCCAUUAUACUGCAAGCGGCAUUCUUCGAACCAAGGAUGUUUAUGUCAAAAUAUUUAUUAAUUUGACUUCCUCUUAAACUGUACUCUAGACACACCUGUUGUCGUCGAAUACUUCCUUUUUUUUACAAACUUUGGCUACUUAAAAAAAAUUGUAGUAUACGAUUUUCACAUAGUCGAGUUUUAAGUCAUAAAAGACUUUAAUGAGUCCAAGUGAAGCUAAAAAUCUUAAACAGUGUUACAUAACUUAAGGAUCUAAGUCAAAGUCCAAGAUUUUACAACUUUCACGCGUCCUGCGUACGGUCUCCGCAAAUUUAACGUAGCAAUAAAACUCGCCAUUUAUCACGUACACCAUUUUUCAUACAUAUUUUCAACCCCCCCGCCCCCAAAUUAAAACAGCGGAUGAAUCGUACGAAUCUGGAACGAUUGACGGUUUCCGUAGGUAUCUUUCGAUCUGUCGAUAUUAUAACGAA